AUGGCAGCAAAAUACAAGAUUGUUAUGGUUCGCCAUGGUGAAAGUGAAUGGAAUCAGAAAAAUCUAUUUUGUGGGUGGUACGAUGCUGACCUUAGCGACAAGGGUCGUGAGGAGGCUGUAGCGGCUGGGAAGGCUCUCAAAGCUGAGGGUUAUCAAUUUGAUGUUGCUCAUACAUCGGUCUUAAAAAGGGCUCAAAUAACUUUAAACACCAUUCUUAAAGAAACUGGUCAACCUGACCUGCCCGUAAAUAAGACUUGGCGCUUGAAUGAAAGGCACUAUGGUGGCCUUACUGGCCUAAAUAAAGCUGAGACUGCUGCCAAGUAUGGUGAAGCACAGGUUCAAAUUUGGAGGCGAAGCUUUGAUAUUCCCCCACCUCCAAUGGAGAAAGAUCAUCCCUAUUAUGACACAAUUGUGAAUGACCCUAGAUAUGCAGGAGACCCAAAGCCUGAGGAGUUCCCCAUGUUUGAGAGCUUGAAGCUAACAAUUGAAAGGACUCUUCCUUACUGGAACAAUGUAAUUGUUCCUCAGAUUAAAGAAGGCAAGAGGAUAAUUAUUGCUGCCCAUGGCAAUAGUCUUAGAGGCAUUGUUAAACAUUUAGACAAUCUCAGCGACGCUGCCAUCAUGGAACUGAAUCUGCCUACUGGAAUUCCAUUUGUGUAUGAAUUGGACGAAAACAUGAAGCCCGUUGAUUCUAUGGUCUUUUUGGGUGAUGAGGAAACAGUAAAGAAGGCCAUGGCUGCUGUUGCUGCUCAAGGCAAAGCAAAGUAA
Molecule: messenger RNA, 768 nt
Organism: Parnassius mnemosyne (clouded apollo)
Lineage: Eukaryota; Metazoa; Arthropoda; Insecta; Lepidoptera; Papilionidae
Source: the annotation of a GenBank genome assembly